CAGGGCUCCCACCGACGUCUCCAACUUCAUUUACGUUGCCGUGGAGAAUCCACAUCCUGGUUCCGGAAUAUUAACCGGAUUCCCAAUAUUACCAUUAGAUGAAGAUAUAGAAGUGUAAGAGCCCAGAAGAUUUGGUACAUCAUGAAGCUAUUGAGUAUUUCCCUUCAGUUGGUUUCGGCUCUUGUUUGCAGAGCUGUUACUGCUUCCUCUGGCGAUUACGAUGCUAUCUUGAAUAAAAUUGUAAACAAUGAUGAUAAUUCCCCGUCUGGCGGUGAAGGACAAGUUACACUGUCUACCUUAUCGGGCUUUUCUACUUUGUCGAGCCUUACCAAGCGCGAUGCGGAGCCUUACUUCAAAGAACUCGAUAUGUAUUCCUUUGACAAUUAUGAGAAGGUUGCCAAGGUUGGAGCCAUGCUGAAACAGGCACAGUCUAAUGAGAUGUUGGGCGACGCCCUUUACCUUUACAAUUUGAUGGAUCGUAACGGCUAUACGCAUAGUCUCGCGUUGAAUGGCUCAUCCGAAUUUGUUAGUGAGACAUGCAAAUUCCUUUACACGUAUGGUUUAAACAGUACUGAGUCUCUCGCUUCUACGGCGUCGAGUACCGACCUGAUGAACUAUUACAGGGAUUUCAAUAUUUCUCUUUGUGACGUUAAUCAUCCGACGAAAAGAUCUAGUAGAGGGUGUGAUGACCAUCAUUCUACAAAUUAUACUAGUUGUGAUGUUCUGAAUCAAGGAAUUUCGGAUUAUGGCAUAUUUCCGCUAAGUCCCAGAAGUUUCUGUGGCGGCGAUUGCUGCAUUUCGUGGAGCGCUCCUGUUAAUUUCAAUUCGUCUUGGGCACAAGACAAUAUUCAAGUGUGUAUGGAUCGUUGUCUAGUGCCUACUGGAAGCUGUAUAAUCAGGGAUGCAGUCUACAAUGAUGUUCAUAUUAACUUUUGUGUUAGCAACAGAGGCAGAGGUUGCCAUUAAAUAGAGAGCAUCGUCGUGAGCAUUAAUUUAUUCUUGUGUGCAGUUCGCGUAUUCUUCCUGAAGCGAACUGAUUUUUUCCGUCCUGAUUGACUCUUAUUAUUUAAGUUUAUCCAAUAACUCUCAAGUUACCAAGCAGUCGGCUGUAGAUAGUAAGCGCUAUUGCUACGUAUUAAUGUUAUUGCAGUGUUUUUGUUUGCAAUUCUUCACAAACUUGAUUUUUUGUGUAAUUAAAAAAUUAACCAGCUGUGAG
Molecule: messenger RNA, 1216 nt
Organism: Schizosaccharomyces japonicus yFS275
Lineage: Eukaryota; Fungi; Ascomycota; Schizosaccharomycetes; Schizosaccharomycetales; Schizosaccharomycetaceae
Exons: 1
Coding region: 142-966 (274 amino acids)
Source: RefSeq, a predicted model, not a curated record